Molecule: messenger RNA, 1555 nt
Organism: [Torrubiella] hemipterigena
Lineage: Eukaryota; Fungi; Ascomycota; Sordariomycetes; Hypocreales; Clavicipitaceae
Source: the annotation of a GenBank genome assembly
GGGGUAGCGUGAUGAUGACAUGCCGCUAAAGCACCUUGAUGGCCAUCGCCAAUGGUGUCGUUGAACCUUGAUGAUCAAGCUCACGGGCUCACGCGCAAGGCAAGUACGGGCAAAGGAGGGGAACAAUUUUUUUUCUUUGUCUUCUUCUCUUUCCUUAUCCUUCUCUGCUUGCUUACCAUUUUGCAAAAGUUUUCAGCCUCUUUUCUUAUUGCUAGCCUGUCGCAUAUUGAAUACCAUCAUUACCUUUUACAUACCCACAAGCGACACCAUGGCGGACGGACCACAGAUGCAGGAUCUCGAAGAGAUGACCAACAUGGACAAAAUCUCCAAGGGCUGGUCGAUUGCCAUGUUCUACUCCAAAGAACGUCUUAAGCGCGUGCACGAGCUCGAGGAUGCGCAGCUAGACAAGGCCAUCCAGGAGGGCAAGCUGGUGCUCGAGACGCUGUGCCUGUUUGUCCAUGCCUGUAUCAAGCGCGGGCAGUACAGACUGCCUUCAGAGUUCUGGCGCGUACUGCACUCGGAAUACGGCAUCAUCGUCUACCCUUCAGCCUUGAUGGAGGAGAUUGACGUACAAGGCCUCGGCGUCGAUGUGACCUUUACAGAAGCAUACGCCAACCACAUCGUCAUGUUUGGACGAUGCCCAAGCUCGUGCCACCCGCCGCCAUGCCCGUUCCAGUACAUGAACGAGCCGCCACCUGUGUACGAGAAAUAGACGAUACGAUACAAGCGCGAUCCAUUGGAAACAGACGUGGGGAAUAAUUAGAAGCAUGGUUUUAUUUUUGAAUAUUUGGCGUUGAAACCUGGAUAGGUGAAUUUUUCCAUGGCGGCGGGGGCGGGGAUACAUACAUAGAGGGGAUGAUGUGCAUAGCGUACUUUUUUGUUUGAUAUAUAUACAAAACGUUUUCUUUCGCAGCUAAACACAAAAUAUUUAGCCUGCAGUAUGCUCAUGUUUUGAUCGUAAAGCGUGGUAUUGUUCAAAAACUCCGGAUUAUUGUAUCCGUUCUCCUUUUUGGCCGUCUCGGUUUGCGCGCCAGAUGCCCUCUUCACCGUCAAACUCUUCGCGCUUCCAUACUUCGACUUUGUCCUUACACAGUUCAAGUGCUUCUUCGCCUGCUCUCCAUGCCGCUUGCCGAUGUGGACUCGAGACUGCAAUUAAUAUGCUUUCUUCGCCAAUGGGCACGGUACCGAGACGGUGUACCAUGGCGAUGCCGUUGAGGCCGUGCUUGGUCUUCAUGUCGCGCGCAAUAGUGAGCAUGGUGCGCAGCGCAAGCUGGCUGUAGGCUGUGUAGGUGAGUUCUUUGACUGGUUUGCCAUCGAAAUUAUCUCUUGUUGUCCCUGUUACAUGUAUGGUGUUAGCAAAGAAGUACGCUGGCUGGCUGUCGGGUAUCAAGGUGAUGAAUUCGGCGGACGACGACACGCACCAGCAAAGAGAACAAUGGCGCCGGCGGCUGGCGACCGGACUUUGUCUGUUAUCUCAUUCAAGUUGAGAACUUGAUGUGUGAUGGCAACAUAGCAGCCGUCCUCUUCCGCGACCACGGGAUCCUUGUAGUUUUCC